Molecule: messenger RNA, 1668 nt
Organism: Fusarium proliferatum ET1
Lineage: Eukaryota; Fungi; Ascomycota; Sordariomycetes; Hypocreales; Nectriaceae
Exons: 1
Coding region: 1-1668 (555 amino acids)
Biological process (GO): regulation of DNA-templated transcription
Molecular function (GO): zinc ion binding; DNA-binding transcription factor activity, RNA polymerase II-specific
Source: RefSeq, a predicted model, not a curated record
AUGCCUCCAUCACGCAGAACCCGGGUUCGGACAGGAUGUAUGACCUGCAGAACAAGAAAAGUGAAAUGCGACGAGUUAAAGCCCUUUUGCGACAAUUGUAAACGCGUCAACAAGGCUUGCGUGUACCAGCCACCGCAAUUCAUAGGCUAUUCACAGAAGAGUCCUCCAGCGGAGCAUUGUUUCAAUGGCGGCGCCGAAGCUCAGUGGCAAUCUCCGAGUAAUUCUAACUGCCGUAUUAGUUUGCCCACAGAAGACGGAGAGGCUGACGAGCCGAGUCCCAAUGGUCCUAUAACUCCGCAUAUAUCAGACCCUCUCAUUGAUGGAGAUGCGGGCUAUCCCGACUUUUCUUGGGGUGAAUGGGGCGAUCCGUUUCCAGCAUCUAGCUUCGGGGCAGAAGCACAGCAUCUUCUACUACAAAGAAGUCCAGAGCAGAGGUCCCUCCCAAGCGACAUCUUCCCAAAUCCCAGUUCAACUUAUUCGUUCUUUUUAUCCAAGGUUGACCCGCCUUUCAUAGCCCUGUGGGACUCGUUCAACUGGUGUAUUGCGAAGGGUUAUCUAGCUCAAUUGGCAACAACCACUCCAGCGAUUGCGGCGGCGAUACAGGCUGUUGAAACACUAUACAAAAGUCUUCUGGAUGGCGAUGAUGUAUCUCCCGGCCUAUCACAAUACUUCGCCGCGAAGACUCUCUACCUAUCUCUGCAAGAUGACCUAACAUCUGAUAUGGAAUUUGUUCUCUUCACAGCCUUCUUGCUGUCGUGUUUUGAAGUUGUUGUCCAACAAGAAACGAUACCAACACUUCUGAAACAAGAAGGCAUGCUAAUAAAGCGACUUGAGGAAUGUGCAGAGCCUCAAACUUGGUCUCCUUUGGCGCGAAGGAUAAUCUUGUGGCUAUAUCUUUUCCAUACUAAAGCCAUGCAUCUAGGAGGACGGGGCAUACUCAGCCCAAAGGUCAUCACGUUACUUCGGAAAAGUCACCAUAUUUCAUCAUUAACGCAUCUACGAGUCGGACAUAUUAGUAUGAAUGAUGCUGCCAACGAUGCAAUUCAGCAGGCUCUUUUUCACUUCUACUUUGAGUUGCAAGAUAUCAGCCUUCAAGUGUCCUGUCUCAAUCGGCACCAUCGAUCACGAGGUACUUUGAAAGACGAGACGGACGUCGACAACAUUUCUCAAACAUUGGAAGAGCAGCUUCAAUACUUAUGGCAGGGUCGUCCUGUCUUUAUCGACGCGGUCAUAGACGAGGGAGACUGGGGGGGUGGAGACGGCAGUCCAGUUUCCGAACUGAAGCUCGUAGCUAUUCUGUGCCGCAUAUGCUAUCAUGCCGAGCUUAUAUACCACGCGCGCGCCUAUGGCAGAUCUCAACCUCUUUCAUCCCCGAUCCUUAACGCACGAGCAGCUAUCAGACAAGGUAUUGUGCGCGUUCCCGAGGGACAAGCUCUUCAUCCGGCGUUUAUAUGGCCAUUAUUCAUGUAUGGCGUCGAAAUCACGGAUGCUACAGAACUAGACUGGGUGCUGGACAAAUUGAAGGGCAUAUCAGAUCCGUGGUGGAAUUCUAAAGUGAUUACAGACCUUGCAUCUGGCGUGGGCAGGGAGCAGCUGAAAAAGAGCGAGCGGGUUGAUUCACGAUACUUCUGCUUAGAAAGGUUUGGAACUGUACCUCCAUAUAUGUAA